Molecule: messenger RNA, 2745 nt
Organism: Seriola dumerili (greater amberjack)
Lineage: Eukaryota; Metazoa; Chordata; Actinopteri; Carangiformes; Carangidae
Product: aryl hydrocarbon receptor nuclear translocator-like protein 2
Exons: 17
Coding region: 66-1910 (614 amino acids)
Biological process (GO): regulation of transcription by RNA polymerase II
Cellular component (GO): transcription regulator complex; aryl hydrocarbon receptor complex; cytoplasm
Molecular function (GO): DNA-binding transcription factor activity, RNA polymerase II-specific; protein dimerization activity; RNA polymerase II cis-regulatory region sequence-specific DNA binding
Source: RefSeq, a predicted model, not a curated record
GUAGCUCCACAUGCGCCGCGGCGCUCCGUAGCCUUCACCGGGCACACCGGCUCCAGUCUGCAGGCAUGUCGGCCGGUGGCUCUGAUGGGACAGUGGACAGGCCAGCAGAUCCUGCAGAAGAGGAGAAAGGCCAAGCGAGCCAGGCCGGCCCCUCGCUGCCAGCUGUCGAGCUGCCAAGGAAACGAAAGGGAGUUGUGGAGAAGUCAGACACCCAUGUACAGCAAAGCCUCGACUUUCAAAUGGAAGAUGACCUCAGCAGAUCUGAAGGAGACGAUCAGCAAGUCAAAAUGAAAUGCUUCAGGGAGCCUCACCGCCAGAUCGAGAAGCGGCGAAGAGAUAAAAUGAACAACCUCAUCGACGAGCUGUCUGCCAUGAUCCCUGCCUGUCAGCCCAUGGCUCGAAAACUCGACAAACUCACUGUGCUGCGAAAGGCUGUCCAACACCUGAAAGCCCUCAAAGCUGGGACGAGCAGCGCCUUUACUGACACCGCCUACAAGCCUUCCAUCCUGCCUCAUGAUGACCUCAGGCACCUUCUGCUCAGGGCUGCAGACAGUUUCCUGUUAGUUGUAAGUUGUGACCGAGCGAAAAUCCUGUUCAUCUCUGAGUCCGUCUCCAAGAUCCUCAACUUUAGUCGGGUGGAGCUGACUGGGCAGAGCCUGUUUGAUUUCAUCCACCCCAAAGACAUCAACAAGGUGAAGGAGCAGCUGUCGUCCUCAGAGAUGUACCCCCGCCAACGCCUCAUCGACGCGGCAACUGGAGCUCAGGUCCAGGCGGACUCCCCCGCCAGGGUGUCCCACCUGUCAACUGGGUCUCGGCGAUCCUUCUUCUGCCGCAUGAAGCACAGUCGGGUGACGGGGAAGCAGGAGGAGAAACGCUCGCUGCCCAGUAUUUCCAAAAAGAAAGACACAUACAGAUACUGUACCCUCCACUGCACUGGAUACAUGCGGAGUUGGCCGAGCAGCCAGCUGGACCCGGAGGGCGACUCCGAGAAAGAACCAAACCUGACCUGCCUGGUGAUGGUGUGCCGCCUCCACCCUCACGUGCCCCACCACCCUUCCAAAGACAUCAACGUCAAGCCCACUGAGUUCAUCACCCGCUGUGCGAUCGACGGCAAGUUCACUUUUGUAGAUCAACAAGCCACAACAGUCAUUGGUUAUUUGCCACAGGAAGUUCUUGGCACGUCGUGUUACGAGUACUUCCACCAGGACGACCUGCAGCACCUCGCAGAGAAACACAGGCAAGUUCUUCGAAGCAAAGAGAAGAUUGAGACGCAGUGUUACAAGUUCAAAACAAAAUAUGGCUCCUAUGUUUCGCUGCAAAGUCAGUGGUUUAAUUUCACAAAUCCAUGGACCAAAGAAGUUGAGUUUAUCGUGUCUUCAAACAGGGUCAUCUCCAGGGGGCCUGGUCACACAAAGGAUGAUGAGGAGGCAGGCAGCUCAAAAGCACUUCAGGAAGACACAAAGCAUAUACCUGUAAUUCCUGGCCUUUCCAGUGGUUUGGGCCCAAUGAUCUACGCAGGCAGUAUAGGGACCCAAAUCGCAAAUGAGCUCAUCGACUCCUACAGGUUGAACUCGUCUCCAUCGAGCGGAGCUUCCAGUCCGUUUGGCCCGGUCCAGGAGAAAUGUCCACUGGUGUCCCCAAAUACCAGCAGGAGUGCAUCCAGCAGAGAGGACGCAGCAGGCAGUUCAUCACAGUCCCAGUCUGACUCGAGGACAGCAGCGGGCGCUAGCAGUGCAGCUUCUGAAAGUACAGGUGAGCCGUCCCAGCUAGACCUGGACAGCAUGGUGGUGCCAGGCCUGAGCAGCUUCAGCAGUGAUGAGGCAGCCAUGGCCGUCAUCAUGAGCUUGUUGGAGACGGAUGUAAACAUGGGUCAAUCGGGGGACUUUGAGGACUUACACUGGCCUUUCUAGGGGGCGCACAGACUUUCAGCCUCUCUGCGAUCUCUUGUGCCGUUUUCUUGCCAUUUGCAGAGAACUUGGGCAUUUAGUUGUUCAUUUUUGUGACCGACUGAUCUGGCCUUGCACAAGCGAACCCACUGGAUCCAAGAGAAACCAGCUGCAGACACAGGAUGGUAGACCUCAACCAUGGAGGAAUACAUGACUCCAGUGCAGUUUUUGUCCUUUUAGUGUGGAGACAAUAGCGAACCCAGCCGAUUAGUGCACCAUAGUUCGAUUGUUGAAAAAGAAGAAUCUAAAAACUUGAUGCACAGUGAUCCACUAACCUAGAUGUCCAAACAAGGAGAGGUGAUAUACCAAAUGUUGUUCAAUGAAAAUUGAGGAAAAACAAUGUUUCUUUCUAUUAUUUUGUUUAGUUCUUUGACUUAAACUUUCUGGGAGAAUGUAGCUCACUAUUACUUUAGCUAUUUGGUUGUGGUAAAUAAGGCCAAUAUAGCCUGCUAUUUGUAACAUUAUGGGUAAGAUGGGACAUCGCUUAGUAUGUUACCUCUCCUUGGUCCUUGUUUGAACAUCUAAGUUAGUAGAUUGAGUGCUUGUAAAGGUCUAGAACAUUAUAUUCAUCUUCAAUAUGGUAACAAUAAUACUUAAAGAUCUCAUAACUAUAUUAACAAUAAAACAGUAAUAUAUCCAUAUCUAUCCAAGGAAUAGACUCAGAUUUAAGUAAGAUUUAAAUAACUGCUAUUUCUGUGGAUAUUAUAUUUAAAUAUCUGAACUGAAGCUGUAGAUUUAAUAAAACGUGGUCUAAAGAAAUUAAUAUGGAACAUUUUACAUUCAAGAAUAUUUAUUAUGG